Nannizzia gypsea CBS 118893 is the source of this 1080-nucleotide messenger RNA. RefSeq names its product translation machinery-associated protein 46. The record is from RefSeq and is a predicted model, not a curated record. Gene Ontology annotation, biological process: cytoplasmic translation. The transcript has 4 exons. The coding region runs from base 1 to 1080 and encodes 359 amino acids. Gene Ontology annotation, molecular function: metal ion binding; mRNA binding. Gene Ontology annotation, cellular component: cytosol. Lineage: Eukaryota; Fungi; Ascomycota; Eurotiomycetes; Onygenales; Arthrodermataceae.
AUGCCUCCUAAAAAAGGUGACCAGCCUAAAAAGGCUAAACCUACGGUGCAGGAUAAGACCUUUGGAAUGAAAAAUAAAAAAGGAUCGACUGCCCGUAAACAGAUAGCUCAGCUCGAAGCGCAGGCCGCCUCGAACAAGUCUGCGGAUGCCAAACGAAAAGCGAUGGAAAAGGAAAAACGUGAAAAAGAAAAGGCCGCUGCUGAGCAAGCUAAACGUGAAGUUGCGGAAUUGUUUAAACCUGUACAGGUCCAAAAAGUUCCUUUUGGCGUUGAUCCUAAGACUGUUCUGUGCGUUUUCUUUAAGAAAGGAAAUUGCGAGAAAGGUCGUAAAUGCAAAUUCAGCCAUGAUUUGGCGGUCGAGCGCAAAGCAGAGAAGAAAAAUAUAUAUCAAGACUCUCGAGACGAACAAGACUCGAAGCAAGCCGACACGAUGGAUAACUGGGACGAACAGAAACUGAGGGAUGUCGUGUUGAGUAAACACGGAAAUCCAAGGACGACCACGGAUAAAGUAUGCAAGUACUUUAUUGAGGCUGUUGAAAAUCAGAAGUACGGAUGGUUCUGGACUUGUCCGAACGGCGGAGACAAGUGUAUGUAUAAACACAGCCUACCACCAGGGUUCGUCUUAAAGACCAAAGAGCAAAGGGCGGCUGAAAAGGCUCUUUUGGAUAAAUCUCCACUGAAAACCCUCACUCUCGAGGACUUCCUUGAAACUGAAAGGCACAAACUUACCGGAAAACUGACACCCGUCACCGAGGAGUCGUUCGCAAAGUGGAAGAAAGAACGGUUGGAUAAGAAGGCUGCAGAAGAUGAAGCACGCAAAGCCAAGGAAGCUACUGGUCGUGCCAUGUUUGAGAGCGGAGAAUGGAGAAACCAGGAAAGCGAGGCAGAAUCAAGUGAUGAAGAUGAUGAUGAGGGAGAUGGUGACGCUUGGAAUUUGGAGAGCAUGAGAAAAGAGACAGAAGAGCUCAGAGACAAAUCUGAACAAGAGAGGGUUGCCAAACUACAAGGCUCUGGUGAUGUACCUGAAGAUACCGCAAUUUCAAGUACGGAACCAUCUGCCACUGUAGAGGGCGAGGGCUGA